Penicillium macrosclerotiorum is the source of this 7668-nucleotide messenger RNA. Its product is annotated as type I polyketide synthase. The record is from RefSeq and is a predicted model, not a curated record. NCBI's taxonomy places the organism in Eukaryota, Fungi, Ascomycota, Eurotiomycetes, Eurotiales, Aspergillaceae. Gene Ontology annotation, molecular function: 3-oxoacyl-[acyl-carrier-protein] synthase activity; phosphopantetheine binding; fatty acid synthase activity. The coding region runs from base 1 to 7668 and encodes 2555 amino acids. Gene Ontology annotation, biological process: fatty acid biosynthetic process; secondary metabolite biosynthetic process. The transcript is spliced from 6 exons.
AUGCAUCUUCAGCCACCCUCUGGGUCUGGUACGCCAGUUAUCAAUGGCACCAACGGGGUGAGCGAGGGCGAGGAUGCCUCGGGAGAUCCUCCCAAGAAAAUGGCCAUUAUCGGUAUGGCUUGUCGUCUACCGGGACAAGUGACGACCGCCGAUGAAUUCUGGGAUCUCUGCUCCAGAGGACGAAGUGCCUGGUCUCCGAUCCCGAAAGAACGAUUCAACGCCGAUGGCUUCUACCACCCUAAUCCGGACCGAGCUGGUUCGCUGAACCCGGCGGGCGCGCACUUUUUGCAGGAGGAUGUCGGACUCUUCGAUGCGCCAUUCUUUAAUAUUACGCUUCAAGAAGCGCGCACACUCGAUCCACAACAGCGGAUACUCCUCGAAUGUACCUACGAAGCGCUGGAAAAUGCCGGCAUCUCAAAUCGAUCGAUUGCCGGGACGGACGUGGGAGUAUUUGUCGGCUCGUCAUUUGCCGACUACGAGCUCAACAAUACACGCGACAUGGAAGCCGCCGCAAUGUAUGCAGCAACAGGAACCGCGACUGCGCUGCAGUCAAAUCGCAUAUCAUAUUACUUCGAUCUUCAUGGGCCAAGUCUCACGAUCGACACAGCGUGCUCAUCUAGCUUGACGGCUCUUCAUCUUGCAAGCCAAAGCAUCAAAAACGGAGAGUGUUCAAUUGCAAUUGUGGCAGGGUGCCAUCUGAAUCUGAUCCCAGAGUCAUUCAUCUCCAUGACACGGGCUAGGUUGUUGGCAGAAUCAGGCAAGUCAUACGCAUUCGACUCGAGAGGAACAGGUUUUGGCCGCGGUGAAGGUGCGGCGUGUAUCAUUUUGAAGUCCUUGGAGGAUGCGGAAGCUGCAAACGAUGCUAUCAGAUCUGUGAUCGUGAAUAGCGGAGUCAAUCAGGAUGGCCGGACGAGAGGUAUCUCGAUGCCGAGUGGUGCAGCUCAGGAAGCUUUAAUUCGCCAAGUCUACAAAUCAGCAAGAAUAGACCCUUCCCUAGUUGGCUAUGUUGAAGCGCAUGGAACAGGAACAAAGGUUGGGGAUCCUAUUGAGGCGACCGCCCUGAACGCAGUGUUUGGGAAAGGCAGGACUUCACGGCAGCCGCUACUUGUGGGCUCUGUUAAGUCCAAUAUCGGGCAUUUGGAAGGUUCAAGCGGGCUUGUCUCGGUAAUCAAGACAGCAUUGAUGCUUGAACGAGGAUUUGUGUUGCCGAAUUGCAAUUUCGAGACAGCCAAUGCCGAGAUACCUAUGGAGAAAUGGAACAUGAAGAUACCAAGGAAGUUGCAGGCUUGGCCUCGGGGUCAAUUAUAUGCCAGUGUGAAUAAUUUCGGGUUCGGCGGAACCAAUGCUCACAUUAUCAUGGAGCGUGGGCCUAGACAUGAGGGUGAAGGCACUGACAACAAGGAUCCUUUGACCCGAAAGCUCUACGUUGUAUCAGGCUAUGACAAGCAAGCUGUAGUCCAGAUGGCGAAAGGAGUCGGGGCUUACCUUGACCUCCAUCCGCCCAUGUUUGCCGACACAUUAAUGGACAAAUUGGCCUAUACCCUUGGGGAACGAAGAAGCUUUUUCCCCUGGCGUCUAGCUGCUACUUCCCCCUCUCAUCAUGACUUGAUCGCUGCCUUUUACAACAACGCGGACCCCGUUCGAUCUUCACGGGAGCCAUCAAUUGGAUUUGUAUUCACCGGACAGGGGGCUCAAUGGCAAGGCAUGGGAAAAGAGCUUCUGGACACCUACCCAAUCUUCAAUGCGACUAUGAGAGCUGUCGAUAGCUGUUUGAAAUCCCUCGGAGCUGCGUUCUCGAUCAUCGAUGAAAUACGACUAACUGAUCCCCAAAAGGGCUCUAUGUCUGCGGCCUACAUGAGUCAACCGGCCUGUACAGGCAUUCAACUUGCACUUGUGGAUCUUUUGUCGUCGUGGAAUAUUCACCCCAAAGCUGUUGUUGGUCAUUCCAGUGGAGAGAUCGCUGCGGCAUAUGCUGCGGGGAUUUUAUCUGUCGAGGAAUGUGUCCGGAUCGCCUACUACCGUGGCGUGGCCGCAAAUAUGCUAGCAAAGGAUGAGACGGUGCAAGGGGCUAUGCUGGCGGUCGGUGCGAGUGCAGGCGAAAUCCAACAAAUCUUGAAUGCGAUACGUGGCCAACGGGCUGUGAUCGCCUGUGUGAACAGCGGCUCCAGCGUGACUCUUUCUGGAGACCGAGAUGUCAUCAGCGACCUUCAAAUGGCUCUCGACAAGGAAGGAAUCUUUACUCGACAACUUCAUGUCGAUGUUGCGUACCAUUCCCACCACAUGAUGAAGGUCGCAGAACAGUAUCAGUCGCUUCUUGGGGAGAUCGCACCUCGAAAUUCGGAGAUUCCGUUCCACUCUACAGUGCGCGGGAAGCAAGUCACUGGGAGUUCACUUGAUGCUUCAUACUGGGUCGCUAAUCUUGUAUCACGAGUGGAAUUCGUCAAAGGUGUUCAAAGUCUUCUCAAUGCUGAGAUAUCGAACGAACAGAUUAAUACUUUGGUUGAGAUUGGGCCUCAUCCUGCCCUCCAGACACCUGUGAAGGAUAUUGCCCGAUUGCAUGCUCCUGAUAGAGCGCUUCAAUUCGGUCAUACUCUCAAUAGAAAGCUUGAUGCGAUUGAGGCUGUUCAGCAGCUCGCAGCGUCAUUGUUCAUGCAAGGCAUGACGACGCUCAAUUUUCAAGCAAUCAAUUUCCCUAACAUGGUCAUAACGAAGAGAAAACCCAACGUCCUCAUAAACCUACCUUCUUAUCCAUGGAAUCAUUCAGAGAAGUAUUGGUUCAGUUCAAGAUUAUGUGACAAUCUGUUUCACCGGCAAUUCCCGCGCAAUGACUUGCUCGGUUCGCUGUGCAUGGAAAAUAUGGACCUAGAGCCUCGAUGGAGGAACAUAAUUCGCGCAGAUGACCAACCAUGGGUCCGUCAACACCGGGUUCAUGGGACUACUAUCUAUCCUAUGACCGGAUUCAUAGCCAUGGCAAUGGAAGCGAUAUCACAACAGGCGCAAUUGCAUCAUCUGGCUCCUGCGCGAAUUGAACUUCGCGAUAUUCAUAUCGACCGUGUUCUCACAAUCCCUGAAAACUCUGGAAUAGAGACUAUGCUCAGUCUAAGACCUUGUCGAAGUGAGGCUCCGGGAAGAUCGAUACUCGGCUGGCAUGAGUUCCGCAUCUUCUCUUGGGCCGAAGGCCGAUCAUGGGAUCAGCAUUGUAAGGGCUUCGUGAUGAUAGAAGAGUCUAAAGAAGUGAAUCCCGUCGAUGGAAUCCGGCAACGCAUUGCGAUCGAUCAAAGCAUUGCACGGAGAGUAAAAGCCAACCGCGAUGCAUGUAUCAGACCUGUUGACAGCAAAGCACUUUAUGAGAAUAUUGCCGCCGGGGGUGUGGAUUACGGUCCUCUUUUCCAGGGUCUCUCUGAUAUCACGGUAGGCCCAAAUAAGCAAGCAAAUGCCAGCUUUUGCAUACCUAACACCAAGACUUGCAUGCCGCAAGAGUACGAGACUGGACAUAUUCUUCACCCUUCGACCCUUGACAUUUUCUGCCAGGUAAUGUGGGUUCUUCAAGGCUAUGGGCAGCCCGGAAUUAAGACAACCUACGUACCUUCGCAUGUUAAGAGGCUCUCCGUAUCCCUAGAUGAGAGCUUCACCACUGGCACCAAAAUGGAAAUUUCGGGGUACAUGUCAGGUUUCGAGUCCGCGAGUAACCCUGAGAGCAAUUCCAUUCUUGCAACCCUUCCAGAGAGGGCUGAUCGUUUGGUAAUUGAGCUUCAUGGAAUGACUUUGGUGCCCGUCUCUAAUGACAUCAAAGGACACAAGGAAAAUGCUCCUGACCCCAUCUGCUAUAAGCUUCACUGGGAACCCUGCUUUGACUUUCUAUCAGAGGAGAUGUAUCGUCAACUUCCACGCAUUGAAACUGGAGAUGGUCGAGGGGAUGAAAGAAUGCACAUGGUGGACUCGGUAGCAGAGCAUUACCUGCGUCAGGUACUCCGCUCUGUUCCCGAAGAGGAGAUCUCAACCUUCGAGCCUCAUCACCAACAGUUUUAUCGCUGGGCCCAACGCACCUGCCAAAGCUCCAUCACGACAGAUGAUCUAAAUCCGGAAAUAAUUGAACGGACAAGGCGUUUCACUGGCGCUGGUGAAUUGACUUGUGCCGUUGGCAAGCUUCUCCCCGACAUACUCAGAGGAAAGGUUGAUGCUUUGACGGUCUUGCUCGAGGACGAUAUGCUUAGCAAGUACUAUGAACAUGUUGAUAGCGUGCGUGAAUCAUACGCAAACGCCUCCAUUUGUAUUGACAAAAUGGCCCACCAAUUCCCUGAGAUGAACAUACUUGAAAUUGGAGCAGGAACUGGGGGAGCUACCUUGCCGAUUCUUCAAAGCCUGGGUGGGCAUGAAGCAGGGUCAACGCCGCGUUUUUCCCACUAUACGUAUACCGAUAUUUCUCCAGGUUUCUUUGAGAAGGCGAAGGCCAAAUUUGCCAGCUGGGGUCAUUUGAUGAAGUACCAGACUCUCGAUAUUUCAACUGAUCCAACUGCCCAGGGAUGUAUAGCCGGUAGCUUUGACCUGGUUAUUGCGUGCAAUGUUCUCCAUGCCACCUCUGACAUCAACCAAACCAUGAAAAACAUUCGAUCUCUUUUAACCCCCGGUGGCAAACUCAUGCUUAUCGAAGAGACCAACCCUCGACCAAGACAUUUCCCAUUCGCGCUGCUACCUGGUUGGUGGCUGGCAAAUGAUACGAUUCGAAAAGAGGGACCUCUCCUUACCAAAAACGGAUGGAAUGAUGUGAUGAAUAGCAACGGUUUCUCUGGGAUUGACAUAUGCCUUGAAGAGUUUCCUGGUGCUGUCCACCAGGCAGGUUGCUUGAUGAUCACCACUGCAAACGCCACCAAAGUGGGCCCAACAAGCCCCGGAGAUAUUGUCAUCAUUGGGACGGAAAUCCUUGGUAGUCUGUCCCUCCUCAGUCUUGAAUCGGGCUUGAAAGAAAUGACCGGUGUUGCUCCUGUGACUAUGACAGAAAUGGACAACACUGAUUUGUCUGGAAAAUGGUGUGUCUUCCUGGAAGGCAUGGAUCAGUCUGUGCUUUCAAGUCUCACACCAGAGAGGUUUCAAGAGAUCCAAAAGCUGGUCAGUCAAACAAGAGGGCUUCUGUGGCCGGUCCGACACACCAAAUCUGAUCCUCAUUCUCUGGGGGCCAACAUGGUUAUUGGCCUAGCGCGCACCGUUCGAUCAGAAACUGGGCUGCAAUUUGCUACGCUAGAUUUGGGUGCUAAAGAGGGCAUUUCUGAUGCUGAAGCUGUGGCUCAAAUGCUCAAGGUCUUCGACAGAGUCUUUUGUCGGAAAUCUGUGCUCACGGAUGGCGAUAUGGAAUUUGUCAUUCGCGAUGGAUAUGUCUCUGUUCCUCGUUUGAUUGAUAACCAUGUCCUCAAUCGAAGUGUCCAACUAGAGACUUCGGAUGAUGCGCCACCACAAAUGCAACUGUUCAAGCAGACCCGUGCAUUGAAGCUCACCACAGGAGAUAGUCGGGUGCUUGAUGAGUUAUAUUUCACGGACGAUUCUUCCUAUAAUGAUACUCUACCCGAGGAUUAUAUCGAGAUCCGAGUUUCCUGCACGGGCCUCAAUUUCAGAGACGUGCUCAUGGCAAUGGGUCAACUUCGUGGUGAUAAGCUUGGCCAAGAGUGCAGUGGAAUUGUUACCCGUGUUGGCGCUGCAGUAUAUAACUUUGCAACCGGAGAUCGGGUCUGUGCUAUGUCUCCCGGGUCGCUGUCAACCUUUACUCGCUGUUCGGCGUCGUGUGCCUGGAUAAUCCCCGAUAGUAUGUCCUUUGAGAUUGCCGCAUCCAUUCCUGCUGUAUUCUGCACCGCCUAUUAUUCACUAAUCGACCUGGGUCGAUUGAGCCGCGAUGAGACUGUUCUGAUCCACGCGGCAGCAGGCGGUGUCGGACAAGCUGCCAUAAUCAUCGCGCAGAAGGUUGGGGCAAAGAUAUUCGCCACGGUUGGAAGUUCAGAAAAGAAGAAGUUCUUGAUGGAAACCUACGGGCUGAAUGACGACCAGCUUUUCUUUAGUCGUGACACUUCUUUUGCCAAAGGCAUCAUGGAAGCCACGGAUGGUGAGGGUGUAGAUGUUGCCCUGAACUCCUUGAGCGGUGACGCUCUUCAGGCGACAUUUGAAUGUGUUGCCCCUUUUGGAAGAUUUAUCGAACUUGGAAAGCGUGACAUUACGCAAAACUCUGGCCUUGAAAUGUCCCAUUUUAACCAGAAUGUGUCAUUUUCAUCGGUGGACCUGGGCAUGGUCCGGGAAAAGCGUCCAAAAUUGACAAGACGAUUGCUCCGUGACUCGUUCCAGCUAUUUAUCGACUCCAACGCGCAAAAUCGUUGGACUGUCACAUCUCUUCCAAUCUCGGAUGUCGAGAACGGCUUCCGCGCAUUGCAAGGUGGUCAGGUCAUUGGAAAGAUUGUUGUUCAAAUGACAGACAAUGCCAUGGUCAAGGUUCACCCAGCAAGAAAGGAUGAGUCCCUUCUCGAAGAAAACGCAACGUAUAUCAUCGUCGGAGGGACGAGUGGUAUUGGUCUCGAUAUUGCCAGCUGGAUGCCACAAAAAGGGGCACGGCAUCUUGUCCUUAUCUCCAGAAGUGGUGCUGGAACUGAAUUUUCUCAGAGAAUCGUUCAAACUCUUAUGAAUGAGGGAGUCACAGUGGAAAUUUGUCGCAGUGAUAUUUCAGACAAGGAAAGUGUCGAUAAGAACUUGACUCCGCUAUUAUCUCGCAUGCCUCCAGUGCGCGGGGUGAUAUUUGGAGCAAUGGUUCUGAGAGACACUCUAUUUGAAAAAAUUAGCUUCGAUGAUUAUGCAACUGUUAUGAGGCCUCGGGUGCACGGUAUUUGGAACCUACAGCGCACGUUGAACAACACGAAAAAUGAGAACUUGGACUUCUUUAUUAAUCUGUCUUCUGCUGCAAGUUUUGUAGGCAACAUGGGACAGUCGCCCUACGCAGCAAGCGGAACGUUCAUGUCAGCAUUAACGCAAUACCCAGAGGUUUCCAAAAUUCCAUUCACGACAAUUGACCUACCCAUUGUGCGAGGUGUUGGCUACUUAGCUGACGACCAGAAACGUGCCCAAAUUUCUGCUCAGCUUGGAACAAAGUCCGUGGAUGCGAAUGACAUUCGUGGCCUUGUCACAGUUGCAAUUCGAAGGGAGAUGCGAGACACUUGCGACGAUCAUUGCGUUGUUGGAUUUGAUGGCGUGAAAACACAACCCAUCACAGAACAGCCAUUCUGGGUACAUGAUACCAAAUUAGCUCAAUUGCUUCGCUUAUCCACACUUGCCAGUGCUGCUUCUCUUGCCGAGAGCGGUCCACAAGCCGGUGCAGCGAUAUCUCCUGCAACUGCCAUUAAACGGUCCAGAGAUUAUCAGGCGGCCCAAGCAGUUGUCGUUACUGCAUUUCUGGAUAAGAUAUCCAGCAUUCUUAUGCGACCAUUCGAGGAGCUGGAUCCUGCUGCGCCGAUUUCUGUCUAUGGAUUGGACUCGCUGGUAGCAAUUGAGAUUAGAAACUGGAUCACACGAGAACUGGAGACCAAUCUCCAGAUCCUCGAAAUUCUCACCAGUGAUUCGGUAUAUUCACUCGCAGAACAUAUUUUGAAGAAAUCCGGUAUCCUCACUCAGGAGGUGAAAAAGGAUUGGGCCCUUGAAUGA